AUGAAAGUCCAAAAAAUAAUAGAGAGUCGCGGUGAUGGACUAAAAGUAGCGCCCAUAAAAAAUAAGGAUCCUCUCGUCAUCCUAAAAGAUGUCUUUAUAGACAGUGAAGAGGAAGACAUAAUCAAGGCGCUCUACGCUCAAAACAAAGACGUUUUCUUUGGCCUAACUGAAGAAGACAUGGAAAUGGCAAUAAAAUUUAAAAAACGGACAAGAAAUCCAAAGACCGUUCACAUCAUUCUUCAGGUUAGGCCUAAAGUAUGGCAGAGGAUGACGGAGGCUGGAGCCCUCUAUCUGGACCUUCAAAGGGUAAGAGUCGAGGACCAGUCCCCGCUCAUACAAUGCACGAAAUGCCUCGCUUUUGGACAUGGUCGGAAAUUUUGCACCGAGAGUGUGGACAGAUGUAGUCACUGUGGAGGACCGCAUCUCCGUGAGAGAUGCGCAGACUUUUCCGCAGGGAAUGAACCACAGUGCUGCAACUGCUCACACUCUGGGUUGCGGAGGACCGACCAUAAUGCAUUUAGUUCAGACAGCCCUGUACGGAAAAAAUGGGACUACUUGGCUCGUGCAAACACGGCCUAUGCCUGA
Parnassius apollo (apollo) is the source of this 585-nucleotide messenger RNA. The record is from the annotation of a GenBank genome assembly. NCBI's taxonomy places the organism in Eukaryota, Metazoa, Arthropoda, Insecta, Lepidoptera, Papilionidae.